Penicillium angulare is the source of this 1923-nucleotide messenger RNA. RefSeq names its product Zn(II)2Cys6 transcription factor. Gene Ontology annotation, molecular function: DNA binding; zinc ion binding; DNA-binding transcription factor activity, RNA polymerase II-specific. Bases 1 to 1923 code for a protein of 640 amino acids. Gene Ontology annotation, biological process: regulation of DNA-templated transcription; DNA-templated transcription. The record is from RefSeq and is a predicted model, not a curated record. The transcript is spliced from 2 exons. NCBI's taxonomy places the organism in Eukaryota, Fungi, Ascomycota, Eurotiomycetes, Eurotiales, Aspergillaceae.
AUGUGUGAUGAAAGGUUAGCUUUAGGAAGCGGUGUCAUUCGGCGGGACGCAAUCAAGUCGGGGUUUGACAUCUACUUUGCACUUCAGCAACCCCCUCCCCAUCAGACCAUGACACCUCGAUCCACAAAACAAAGUGGCCUGGCUUCUUUAGCAUGUACCGAGUGUCGAAAGCAGCAUCUGAAAUGUGAUGCCAAAAAGCCCACAUGCUCUCGCUGCCUGCAGAAUGCGUAUUUCUGCCAAUAUCUUCCAUCGCGCCGCGGUGGCCACAGGAAACCUCGAAAUGGGAAUGAGUCUGCUCGCCGGUCUACGUAUCGACCCCAAGAACAUAUAGACACUUCCCUUGUUCUUCCUCUUUCGACACCUGGACAACCUAAUACGCCUGACAGCACAUCACUUCCGAGUUCCUCGGAUGCACCAGGCGUUGCAGAUGGCCAUGUUCCUUGGCCCUUGCUUCACAUGAGAAAUGAGCUACCUCAGACAGGAUCAGAUAGCCGUGAGUCAUGGGCCAAUGAUGAUCGCUUUUUACGCCUAUUUUACGAGAAUUUUCAUGUUGCCCAUCCAAUUUUAGUUCCAAGUGCUAUGUAUCAUGACCGGCAGUACCCUGGGUUCCUGCAACUAGUCGUCAAUUUUGUUGGAUCGCAUUACAUCUCGGCAAGCCAAAAUCAACAGUACAAGGCCAAGGUGAUUGCUGAGCUGUCUUGCAGCCCCGACCGUUCGCCUUGUAUGGUCCAAGCUUGGCUCAUUUACUCGAUUGCUAUAUAUGCCUGUGGUGAAUGGGAUGAGGCUCAGAAUGCCUUUUCCAAUAGUGUGGAAAUGGCCUUGGAACUGGGGAUGAACCGAAGGGACUUUGCUUCGUCGGCCUAUUCUGAAACCUCUAUCGAGGCUGAAAGCAUGCGAAGAACCUGGUGGGAGUUGUACAUCACAGAUAUCUUCAUGGCAGCGCCAUUCAAAAAUAGGACGUUCCAGUGCAGUACGAUGGCACCGGAAGUAGCGUUGCCUUGCGAGGAGUCAUCAUACACUGGUACAUCCGAAAUUCCGACGCCUCGCAACAUCCUCGAUUUCAAGCGGAGGGUAUUUGCGCCCGAGGAGACGAUUUUCUCAUCCUCGAGUUAUCGCAUUGAGGCUGCAACGAUAUUAUGUCGGGCGCUCGUCUUGAACGGACUCCGAGACUAUCAUCGCGACCACUUGCAAGCUGUUGAGAACGCACUUGUCAGUUGGAUCAACCACCUGCCGUCUAAAAAGCUGGAUAUAGUCGACUCCUACGGAAAUAUUGAUGAGAUAAUGUUCCAAGCUCAUAUGUCGAUCGCAUAUGCAACAAUGCUUUUGCAUCUACCAAGAAGUGAUCUGCAACCUGUCUUGUCACAGGCCAAUGAACAAUUCUGGCCUGUUGCCACACGCCAUCUAGCUUCAACACUCAAUCGCUCCAUUCAUAGCAUCAAAGCGACUGAGGCCUCUCGACGUUUGUCGGAUGCUAUCGCACUAUGCCCCAACGUCCCAAAACAUACCCCCUUCACAAUUCCCGCGCUGGCACUAUGUGGUAUGGUGCAGCUUGCGACCUCGAUCAAGCACAACGAAGAGUGUUUCGACCACCACUAUAACCGUGUUACUCUGAUUCUUGGAUGCCUGAAAAGCACCAAGAGGAUAUGGAACCUAGCGGAUGCGGCAUACAAUCAUCUAAGAACCUCCGCAGCACAUAACCUGUCGGACUCUAUGGAGCGCUGGUGUACAGAACCUCCAAGGACGCUCUUUCCAUCUGAAUCAACUCCGCGUAGCACAGAAAGUUCGAAUCAACCUACAAGACCGACUACUGCGGUGCCAGAUGGUCAGGAUAUGCUAUUUCCUCCGCUUGUAUCGGCGUUCGUUGAUCCAACUUGUUACAAUGAUUCAUUUUUCACAUCUCUCCCUGAUUUUGAUAUCCACUGA